AUGAUAUGUCAAGAAGGUAGUGGGAAUGUUUGUCAAAAGGAAGCCAGAUCUGUCAACACUCCCAUUGGAGCCCACUUCAAGCUCAAGUCUCUUACAGAAGAAGAAGAAGCGUCUUUUGAAGAAGAAAAGAUGAAGGGAGUUCCUUAUGCUAAUGCUGUUGGUAGCAUUAUGUAUGAUAUGGUAUCAACAAGACCUGAUUUAGCAUAUGGAAUUAUUUUGGUUAGUAGGUGUAUGAGCAAACCAAGCUUGGAACAAUGGCAAGUUGUGAAAUGGUUACUAUGGUACAUGAAGGGCACUGCAAACCUACAGAUUUUGUACACAAAGUCAGACCAGAAUGAAUGUGAAGUUAUGGGGUAUUGUGACUCAGAUUUUGCUGGAGAUUGUGAUAAAAAAAGAUCUUUAUCUGGGUAUGUUUUCACUGUUGGAGGGAAUGUUGUAAGCUGGAAUUCUAAUUUACAACAUGUUGUGGCUCUCUCUUCGACUGAAGCAUAA
Messenger RNA from Humulus lupulus (European hop), 492 nucleotides. Its product is annotated as secreted RxLR effector protein 161-like. Bases 1 to 492 code for a protein of 163 amino acids. NCBI's taxonomy places the organism in Eukaryota, Viridiplantae, Streptophyta, Magnoliopsida, Rosales, Cannabaceae. The record is from RefSeq and is a predicted model, not a curated record. The transcript has a single exon.